This is a messenger RNA of Acanthosepion pharaonis, 729 nucleotides long. NCBI's taxonomy places the organism in Eukaryota, Metazoa, Mollusca, Cephalopoda, Sepiida, Sepiidae. The record is from the annotation of a GenBank genome assembly.
AUGGCCCUGGAGAAGUUCUUCAAGAUUAAGUUGUCCAUUAACUAUGUAACGCGGAUAAGGUCCGCGUACGGUUGGAUAAUCGCCUGCUUCACAGCCGUCGGGUGCGGCAUCGUGGCAGGUAUCCCCAUCUUCAGACAGAAAGGCUACAUGUACACUAGCAAGAGCUUUCUGUGCGCUUUCAACUACAAGGAACUGUUCUACAUUUCGACGCCAGCGAUCGGCUUGAACUGCGCGGCACACCUGGCUCUCGGCUACUUGGUUCACAACAUCAAAAAAACCCUGAACCAAACCUGCCCCUCCAUGCCGCGUCGUCUCAAUCGUGACGUAAAGGCCGCUCGCACCAUCCUGAUAUCUCUUGGGAUCUUCAUCUGUUCGUACGUACCAGCAACUGUGUGCAUAAUUCUUCGCCAAAACCAAGUCGCCCCGAUACCUGACCAAGUGUUCUUCGUCGUCUCGUGCUCCUUAAAAAUUCAAUUAUUUCAUAAAACAAUUCAAUGGCAUAAACAUCUAUCUUCGUUCCUUCCCUCCUGUCUAUGUUUAUAUGUUCUUAUCUAUCUAUCUAUCUAUCUAUCUAUCUAUCUAUCUAUCUAUCUAUCUAUCUAUCUAUCUAUCUAUCUAUUGUUAUUUCUCUCUUUAUGUAUCCGUCUGCCUAUCUUAACGUCUGUUAAACUUUCUUUCUCUCUCUUUCUAUACAUCUACAUGUGUGCACAUGUGUUUUCACCAGCCUGA